Propithecus coquereli (Coquerel's sifaka) is the source of this 3250-nucleotide messenger RNA. RefSeq names its product cyclin-dependent kinase 19 (gene CDK19). Gene Ontology annotation, molecular function: ATP binding; RNA polymerase II CTD heptapeptide repeat kinase activity; cyclin-dependent protein serine/threonine kinase activity. The coding region runs from base 164 to 1672 and encodes 502 amino acids. Gene Ontology annotation, cellular component: cytosol; nucleus; mediator complex. The transcript has 13 exons. Gene Ontology annotation, biological process: protein phosphorylation. The record is from RefSeq and is a predicted model, not a curated record. NCBI's taxonomy places the organism in Eukaryota, Metazoa, Chordata, Mammalia, Primates, Indriidae.
CGAGGAGUCCCUUGCUGAAGGCGGAUCGCGGAGCGGCGGGCGGCGCGCGCGCGCCCGAGAGGCGGCUGUUAGAGAAGUGGAGCGGCGGCCGCGGGGGGAGGAGGAGGAGGGACUGAGCGGCGGCGGCCCCCGCGUCCCGGUGCCUCUAUGGGGAAAGCAGACAAUGGAUUAUGAUUUCAAGGCGAAGCUGGCGGCGGAGCGGGAGCGGGUGGAGGAUUUGUUUGAGUACGAAGGGUGCAAAGUGGGACGCGGCACCUACGGGCACGUCUACAAGGCGAGGCGGAAAGAUGGAAAAGAUGAAAAGGAAUAUGCAUUGAAGCAAAUUGAAGGCACAGGAAUAUCCAUGUCGGCUUGUAGAGAGAUUGCACUUUUGCGAGAAUUGAAGCACCCUAAUGUGAUCGCAUUGCAGAAGGUGUUCCUUUCUCACAGUGACAGGAAGGUGUGGCUGCUGUUUGAUUAUGCAGAACAUGACUUGUGGCAUAUUAUUAAGUUUCACCGUGCAUCAAAAGCAAAUAAAAAACCCAUGCAGUUGCCAAGAUCUAUGGUUAAAUCAUUACUUUACCAGAUUCUUGAUGGUAUCCAUUACCUCCAUGCAAAUUGGGUGCUUCACAGAGACUUGAAACCAGCAAAUAUCCUAGUAAUGGGAGAAGGUCCUGAAAGGGGGAGAGUCAAAAUAGCUGACAUGGGUUUUGCCAGAUUAUUCAAUUCUCCUCUAAAGCCACUAGCAGAUUUGGAUCCAGUAGUUGUGACAUUUUGGUAUCGGGCUCCAGAACUUUUGCUUGGUGCAAGACAUUAUACAAAGGCCAUUGAUAUAUGGGCAAUAGGUUGCAUAUUUGCUGAAUUGUUGACUUCAGAACCCAUUUUUCACUGUCGUCAGGAAGAUAUAAAAACAAGCAAUCCCUUUCAUCAUGAUCAACUAGAUCGAAUUUUUAGUGUCAUGGGGUUUCCAGCAGAUAAAGACUGGGAAGAUAUUCGAAAGAUGCCAGAAUACCCCACACUUCAAAAAGACUUCAGAAGAACAACGUACGCCAACAGCAGUCUCAUAAAGUACGUGGAGAAACACAAAGUGAAGCCUGACAGCAAAGUGUUCCUCUUGCUUCAGAAACUUCUUACUAUGGAUCCAACCAAGAGAAUUACCUCGGAGCAGGCUCUGCAGGACCCGUAUUUUCAGGAGGACCCCUUGCCGACCUUAGAUGUAUUUGCUGGCUGCCAGAUUCCAUACCCCAAACGAGAAUUCCUUAAUGAAGAUGAACCGGAAGAGAAAGGUGACAAGAAUCAGCAACAGCAGCAGAACCAGCAUCAGCAGCCCACAGCCCCUCCACAGCAAGCCGCAGCCCCCCCACAGGCACCCCCGCCACAGCAGAACAGCACCCAGACCAACGGGACCGCGGGCGGGGCCGGGGCCGGGGUCGGAGGCGCGGGAGCAGGGCUGCAGCACAGCCAGGACUCCGGCCUGAGCCAGGUGCCUCCCAGCAAGAAACCGCGGCUGGGGCCUUCAGGCGCAAACUCAGGCGGGCCCGUCAUGCCCUCGGAUUAUCAGCACUCCAGCUCUCGCCUGAAUUACCAAAGCAGCGUUCAGGGAUCCUCUCAGUCCCAGAGCACACUAGGCUACUCCUCCUCGUCUCAGCAGAGCUCACAGUACCACUCAUCUCACCAGGCCCAUCGGUACUGACCGGCUCCACUCGGCCCAGGCCAGCCCAGAGCACAGACUCCAGCAAUAUGAUGUCUGCAUUGAAAAGAACCAAAAAAAUGCAAACUAUGAUGCCAUUUAAAACUCGUACACUUGGGAGGAAAACUUUCUAUAUUGAGCAUUUUGCAGGACUAAUAUCUCUUCUUUAUUGACUUAAAGAAGAUCCUUGUGAAGUUUCCCAGCAACCCUUCCCCGCAUGUGUUCCAUUGUGACUUCUCUGAUAAAGCGUCUGAUCUAAUCCCAGCACUUCUAUAACCUUCAGCAUUUUUUUUGAAGGAUUUCCUGGUGCACCUUUCUCAUGCUGUAGCAAUCACUAUGAUUUAUCUUUUCGAAGCUCUUUUAAUAGGAUUUUAAUGUUUUAGAAACAGGAUUCCAGUGGUGUAUAGUUUUAUACUUCAUGAACUGAUUUAGCAACACAGGUGAAAAUGCACCUUUUAAAAGCACUACGUUGUUUUCACAGACUAUAACUGUUUUGCUCAUGGAAGUCUUAAACAGAAACUGUUACUGUCCCAAAGUACUUUACUAUCAUGUUUCUAUUUAUCUAGUUUCAGGGAAGGUCUAAUAAAAAGACAAGUGGUGGGGCAGAGGGAACCUACAACCAAAAACAGCCUGGAUCUUUGCAGUGUGCAGUGACUAUGCUUUAUGCUAUGAAGAACUGAAGUAUGUGAUAAUUUUUAUAUAAUCAUUCAUAUGGAACAUAGUUCCCAGAAUCAUCUUAUUCUGAAUAGUAUUCAGUAAUUAAGAAUUAUAAUUUUAACCUUCAUGUAGCUAAGUCUACCUUAAAAAGGAUUUCAAGAGCUUUGAUGAAAUAGACUCUCUGGUGACCCACACCAAAAUGCUGAAGAGAAUAUCAACUGCACUAGGAUUUCUUUAAGGAGUAAUUUUGAUCAAAGGACAUGUUACUUCCCUUUGAAGGAAAAGCUUUUAGUGUUCAUUGUACAUAAAGUUGGCUUUGCUAAAGAACUGUUGAUUUCUUCACAUCUGGGUCUGCGUGAGUAACUUUCUUACACAAUCAAGGGUACUCAAGUAAAAGCCUGCAAAUUAAUCUGCUUUUAAAAUAAAGAGCAGUGUUCUCCAUUCGUAUUUGCAUUAGACAUAGAGUGACUAUUUUUAAAGCAUGUUGAAAAUUUAGGUUUUAUCAUGUUUAAAGUAUGUAUUAUGUAUGUAUGCAUAAUUUUGCUGUUGUUACUGAAACUUAAUUCUAUCAAGAAUCUUUUCAUUGCACUGAAUGCUUUCUUUUGCCCCUAGGAGAAAACUUAAUAAUUGUGCCUAAAAACUAUGGGCAGAUAGUAUAAGACUAUACUAGAUAAAGUGAAUAUUUGCAUUUCCAUUAUCUAUGAAUUAGUGGCUGAGUCCUUUCUUAGCUGCUAUAAGGAGCCCUCACUCCCCAGAGUCAAGAGGAAAUGUAAAGACUUAGAGCUCCCAUUGUAAUGUGUGGGACAAGCAAUUUGUGUUCUUCUGAAUGCUACUAGCAGCACCAGCCUUGUUUUAAAUGUUUUCUUGAGCUAGAAGAAAUAGCUGAUUGUUGUAUAUGCAAAUUAUAUGCAUUUUUUAAAACUA